Molecule: messenger RNA, 387 nt
Organism: Microbotryum saponariae
Lineage: Eukaryota; Fungi; Basidiomycota; Microbotryomycetes; Microbotryales; Microbotryaceae
Source: the annotation of a GenBank genome assembly
AUGCCUUACGUGACAUUGCCCGGCUCGACCGAACUGUAUUGGGUUACUUACGGGCCGCGCCGAGACGAACAAGAUCCGUCUGGGCCAGGCACCACAUGGGCCGAACCCGAAAGCCCAUCGGCAUCCACUUCGACCUCGACCUCCUACCGAUCCAUCGAACUCAACCCGGAUGGCUCGCUGGACCUCCGUACGGACGUCCCGACCUUGAUCGUCUUGGCGCCGAUCUGGCUUGACUUGAGCUAUUGCCAGUCCCUGUUCGAUCGCUUCGCGCGGCAAAACCAGAUCGUCGCCCUGGAGAAUCGGUCCCAUGGCCGAUCAACAAGGAGCCCCGUCAUGCCCUCGUUCGAGUUCUUCGUGUCGGCUUGCUUUCGGUAUAUAUCUGCUUGA